AUGGUGUCUUCCAGUGAUAAGUGUAAACUUUAUUGCAAAGUGUCUGGUUCGGCAUCCUAUUUUGUUCUAAAAGAAAAAGUAAUUGAUGGAACAUUAUGUGAACUAGGAAGUUUUGAUAUUUGUGUAAAUGGGAAUUGUGAAUCUGCAGGUUGUGAUCAUGUUCUUCAUUCUCCAAAAGUAUUGGAUCGAUGUGGUGUUUGUGGAGGAAAUAAUAGUACUUGUAAAGAAAUAGCUGGUCACUUUAAUCAAAAGUUGGAUUAUGGCUAUCAUAAUGUUGUUAUGAUUCCACCUGGGGCUAGUAAUAUUCAAAUUAAUCAACACAGUUCUGAUGAUAAUGUUGAUGAUAAUUACAUUGCACUGAAAGAUCCUGCUGAGAAGUAUAUUUUGAAUGGAGACUUCAUGAUUAGCAUGUUUCCAAAAAGAUUACUUUACCAUGGGAUAACUAUAGACUAUUCAGGAAGUGAUGCAGUAAUAGAAUAUGUUAACAGCUCUAAACCCCUUCCAAAAGAUUUAUUUGUACAGGUGUUAGUUGUGGGAAAACUUAAUCCUCCUAAUAUCAGUUUUAGUUAUACUGUGCCAAUAACACAAAGUAAACUGUAUGUCUGGAAACUUGCAACUCAAUUCUCUGAAUGUACACGUAUGUGUGAUGGUAUAAGUUUCUUGAAACCAAUAUGUGUUCGCUUGUCUGAUCAGCACCCUGUGAAUGAUAACCAUUGUGCAAAUCUAGAUAAACCAAAUUUACAAAAAGUUCGCAAAUGCAACUAUCAUUGUGAAUUAAGAUGGAAAGAUGUUAACAAAUCUGAAUGUUCAGUUCAGUGUGGAAGAGGGAUAAGCCAUAGAAUUGUCAAGUGCAUGAAAGAAGACAAAGCAACGGAUAUAGCCCAUGCUGUACCUGAGGAACACUGCAAGCAUUUGGGACCUAAGCCUAGUUCACAAGUAAAAUGCAGAGGAUCUUGUCUUAAUUCGACAUGGGUGUAUUCAGAUUGGUCUGAGUGUUCAGUUUCUUGUGGGAAAGGAACCCAACAUCGAUCAGUGGAAUGCCGCAACAGUAAUAAAAUUAAACAACCGGAUAGUCACUGUGAUCCAUCCUCUAAAAUUCUUUCUAGAGAAUGUGAUCAAGGACCAUGUCCAGUAUGGGAAGUUGGUGAUUGGACUGAGUGCUCUGUAACUUGUGGCAUUGGCAUUAAACAGAGACCAUUUUGGUGUGAGUAUGAUGGAAAAUAUGUGGAUCAUCGUUAUUGUACUGAUGAAGAGCCUGUCUCUAAAGAAACAUGUUCUUUUCCUGACUGUUAUGACUGGAUUGCAGAGGAGUGGGAAUUGUGCCCUAUAGGUUGUGGAGAUGCCACAGUGCACAGAAAUAUAUAUUGUUAUUCUUCAUCUAAGGAAAAAGUAGCUGAAACCUACUGUGCACAUUUACCUCAGCCAGCUAGCUAUAAAAACUGUUCAUCUAAUGCACAGUGUGGAAAUCUAGUUGGUGCGCCAUCUCAACAGCCAGGCCAGUGGUCUCCUGCUCCUCGUAUUUUGAGUGAUACAAAUUCUAUUUCGGAGUUUAGCCAUGCAGUGUGGAGAAAAGGUGAAUGGUCAAAGUGCUCCAACCUAUGUGGGGAAGGUAUAAGUCGAAGAACAAUAACGUGCCAUAAUUCAGAAGAUGAAUCACGCCUCCCUUUAAGCUACUGUGAUAUUAAAAUAAAACCAAAAACUACCGAAAAAUGUGUUGGAAGAGAAUGUGGAAAGUGGGAAAUAGGUGAAUGGUCUGAAUGUUCAUGUCUGAGACUAAUGAAGGAAAGGCAGGUUCUAUGUGUGAAAGAUAAUAUAGAUCCAGCACCUGAAUCUUCAUGUAACCCAGACAACAAACCACCAGCUUCAGAAAGAUGUGAUUGUGAUCCUCAAAUUUAUUACAACUUUCAUGUGCAAAGCAGUUGGAAAACUGGGCCAUGGUCUGAAUGUUCUGUUUCCUGCGGAGCUGGAAUUAAAAGACGCCAAGUUGUUUGCUAUAACAUCAGUGGUUUGAUAAGCUCUGAUUGCAAUGCAGUUAUAAAGCCACUUGAAGUAGUUGACUGUAAUGGUGAAGAGUGUCCCAUCUGGGAUGUAGGGGAUUGGAGUGAGUGCAGUGUAUCAUGUGGAAAAGGUACUCAAGUUCGUUCUGUUGAAUGUGUGUAUCAUACAGAGAAGUUUGAAGAUGAAAAAUGUGAUUUAACUGCCAAACCUGAAAAAGAACAGGAGUGUAUGAAAGACUGGUGUAUGCAAGAAGAAAAUAAAUGGCUAACUGGUCCUUGGUCUGAGUGCUCAACUACAUGUGGAGAAGGGAUUCAGCAGCGAAAUGUUUAUUGUAUUAAUGCUCAAGGACAUAGAACAAAUCCAGACCAAUGCCCUGUUUCAUUCCCUGAUCAUACUCGCACCUGUGCUUCAAGUAGUUGCCCAGUUUGGAAGUGGUCAGAAUGGAGUCAAUGUCCAAAAAGUUGCGGCUUUAACGAACAGCAAAGAUAUCCUCACUGCAUUAAAGGUGAAAGAAUAGUUAAAGAUGAAGAAUGUUUCGAGCCUAAACCAUCUCCUGAAGUCAGACAAUGCAAAAUACCUCCUGAAUGCUCUUUUAAAUGGCAGAAGGGUACAUGGUCACAGUGUCAUGCUUCAUGUGGUUCAACCUAUAAAGUUCGAGAAGUUGUUUGCAUUGAUAAUGAUCAUAAUCGUGUAUCUGAUGAGAUGUGUGCUUUGCUGAAUAAACCAAAAAAUAAGAAAAAAUGUGAUUUAAAACCAUGUCCAUACAUGUGGAAAUUUGGACCAUGGUCAGAAUGCUCAAAAUCAUGCAGCACUGGAGUUCAAUCUCGUACAGUAUCCUGUCAUUCCGUGAAUGUAUAUGGAUAUCCUAAUCCUCAGCCUCUAAAUGAAUUUGAUGAGCAUUUUUUCUGUGAUUUGAGUAAACGGCCAAAACAUCUUGAAAAAUGCAAUUAUGGAAAUUGUUCAAGUGGUUAUGUAUGGCAUACUGGAGACUGGGAAGCUUGUGAAGGUCCAUGUCAUAAAGCUCGACAGAAAAGAAAAUUACAUUGCUUUACAUUGGAUGGCAAAAGAGUAGGAAAUUAUAAAUGUGAUCGCAGUCUGAAACCCCAGAAAAAGCAGCGGUGUUUUACAUCUCCAGAAUGUCCUCUUAAAAGCUGUUUAGAUUUUUAUAACAGUGGAAGAAGAGAUGAUGGAGAUUAUCAGUUACAUGUUAGAGGAAGAUCAGUUACAAUAUACUGCCACAAUAUGAAUGGUCAACAUCCACAAGAAUACAUAACAUUAAGUGGAUACAAUUAUGCAAAAGUUUAUUCUCAUGAAAUGGCCAACUAGUAAUAUUCUUUUUCCAGUUUAGGAACACCUGAAAAUUGUCACCGCAACAAUGUUGUCCUUACCUGCGAAUGUAAUCAAUUAUACUAUGGCUACACAGUUUUUUAUAAAGUAGCAUUGAACAUCACAAGCUUGCACUUAAUAGGAAAUGAUUUUACAUUCACUGAUACUUAUUAUGGAAGGCCUGUACCCUUUGCAACUGCUGGAGAUUGUUCAAGAAUACCAAAAUGCCUCCUUGGUUCAUUUGCAAUUUCUUUAGAAGGAACAGACUUCAGAGUUGCAUCUACAGCUAAAUGGGUACCUAAAAAUGGACUAGCUCAUGUUUACUUGCACCGUACAAAGAAUGCUCAAGUAAUUGGUGGGAAGUGUGGAGGUUUCUGUGACACAUGUGGCCCAGAUUCUCAAUUAGGAGUUCCUAUGGAUGUUAUGUUGCCUUUGUGAUGGUAUGUAGAAAGUUUUUUUUUUUUUUUUUUUUUUUUUGCUGCAGUGCUGUAUUUUAUUUGUAAUGUCAGAUCUCCCAAUUAAUCUCUUUUUUUCCCCUAUAAGUCUCCUUCUUGUCAAGUUCGCUUUUUUAAAUUUAAGUCCCCUUUGAGGCUUUUUCUUUGAAGAAAAGUUUGCAAGAUUUAUUUCUUCUGUGGUCAUAAAUGGUGCCCAUGAUCACCUUGCACUUUGUAUGAAUGGCAAAUGCUUUUGCCUGCUUUCAUUGUUAGUAUUUUUUAAAAACAUGUUUCUACAUUUGCACGCUCUUUCCUCUUCUCAAUUAAUCCAUUAACUAAUGCUUAAAAAAGCGAUGAAUUAUGUAUUGUUGAGUCAUGUUGAUUUAAACUGGAGCUUUGUUUUGAAUUGUUUUUUGUUUGAUAGAAAUUUUUUAUAUACACACCGGUAUUUUCUCUUUAUCCAUGCCUACAAUAAUAAUUUCAAUUAAACCAUCUAAUUUUACUUUUCUCGAGUACUUUUACACAUUUUAACUGAAGUGUGCAUUCUUAG
This is a messenger RNA of Uloborus diversus, 4308 nucleotides long. RefSeq names its product A disintegrin and metalloproteinase with thrombospondin motifs 9-like. Gene Ontology annotation, molecular function: zinc ion binding; metalloendopeptidase activity. Gene Ontology annotation, biological process: extracellular matrix organization. The record is from RefSeq and is a predicted model, not a curated record. Gene Ontology annotation, cellular component: extracellular matrix. The transcript is spliced from 24 exons. NCBI's taxonomy places the organism in Eukaryota, Metazoa, Arthropoda, Arachnida, Araneae, Uloboridae.